UUAAAAAAGCAAAACCAAAUAAGGAGCUUCAGUGUUUUUUUAUUUUUUAUUUUUCAUCCAAAAGAACACAAAGUGAUACAUUUUUCACCAAAAAAAACCGAGCGUUUCGUGUAGAAAUAAUUUUUUUUGGUUCUAACUGUGAUUUUUAUUGUGAUAAGUGACGGAACGUAUUUAGUGAUAAUAAUAAUUUGUCGGAAGAUGAACGCGCGAUCUCAAUUGUUCGAAUUGACGGUGGAAUGUACGCAAGCGGACGAAGCGGUAGCGAGCAUCUUCCACACUCUGCUCUUCCACCGUUCCCUGGGUAAAUUCACCUACACCGACGAAGGUAGCUAUUCGGUCGGUACGGUCGGUUAUACCGACGUCGAUUGCGAAUUUAUCGAUUUAACUUACGUCUGUUGUUCGUCGACGUCCUUAGAACAAGCCAUCCGCAAAGAGAUAAGCGGUUUUUCGGAAAUGCUGCGCGGACUCGAAGGUAGCGGUAUGGGACAAAUAAGUUUGGAGUUUUUCCAAAAGAAACCGAGCAGAUGGUUGUUUCAACCGGAAUGUAUACCGUGGGAAGUGUGGACGGUCAGAUUGGAAUUGAUAUCGUUGAGUAACGAAUGCGAAAGGCAAAUCAGCAAAGAAAAAGUUGGCGAAUUGAUAACGGACAAGAUAAUAUAUAUAGCGGAAGUGAUGAAUAGACAUGAAUAUUUGCCUAAGAUGCCUAGCCAGAGCGAAUUAGAUUUGAUAUUUGAUACUAGUUUCCCGGAUGUCCAACCCUAUUUGUUUAAAUUUAAUUAUUCUAUAUCGGGACCUAGCGGGAAUCCUUCCGUCGGUAGUACCGUUAAGAAAUUGAUUAGGGAAACGUUGGCUUUGUAAAAAUAUUUGAGGGAAUAGAGACGGUGACGUUUGGAGGGAAAUGUUUCGUUACAAUUUUCUAAUUGUACUUCCUUCUAUGUCAGCAUGUUGAAUUUAUCGACUAAAAAAGUGAAGAAAU
This is a messenger RNA of Diorhabda sublineata, 976 nucleotides long. It is a transcript of the gene Atg101, whose product is annotated as autophagy-related protein 101. Gene Ontology annotation, cellular component: phagophore assembly site. The record is from RefSeq and is a predicted model, not a curated record. Gene Ontology annotation, biological process: autophagosome assembly; autophagy. Bases 199 to 858 code for a protein of 219 amino acids. The transcript has a single exon. NCBI's taxonomy places the organism in Eukaryota, Metazoa, Arthropoda, Insecta, Coleoptera, Chrysomelidae.